Molecule: messenger RNA, 455 nt
Organism: Colletotrichum godetiae
Lineage: Eukaryota; Fungi; Ascomycota; Sordariomycetes; Glomerellales; Glomerellaceae
Exons: 2
Coding region: 5-310 (101 amino acids)
Source: RefSeq, a predicted model, not a curated record
CGAUAUGAUGAUUGGAAAAGAGUCUCAUGUUGACCGACGAAAUCCUACUUCCCGGAAAGAAAGUGGAAGGUGUCUCGAGCGUACCUUAAUCUCACUUUCUGUCUCUGAUCUGAACGCCACGAUGUUCGCUAAGCAAGAAGACGACAGAGGGACGUUGGCUGGGGCCCCCACUGAGGUCGACCAAUACAUACCCACAAGGCAGAACAUCAGGCGAACGGACAAGAGAUCCUUGUCGAGCCUCUACCCUGGCCUGUCAGGGCAAUUGUCCGACGGGAAGGCCUUGUCUUUCUUACCGACGGACGUGUUUUGAGCCGCAGGUAUCAUCAGAGGCGUACUUAUCCUCAACGUACAAAAUAGGUGACGUCUAGAGUAUCACAUCGGGAGUAAUCGCCGAGACAUCAUGUAUGAAUUAUCCGUAAAUCAGAUUGCACUCCCAAAAAGGAUGUCCAUCUUCG